AUGCCCAUCAUUAUUCAAGAUGACACUUACAGAGACGUGAGCAAUUGGCGUUCAUUACCAAAAAAAAUUUUGCCCAAGUUUGGAGUUGAGGACGUUAUAAAUGUUAGUGGCCAUUCAGAAUCAAAAACAUUUCUCCUAAUGGUUGAAUCUGAUGAAAGUAUAGCUGCUAUCAAAGCAUACAUUCAAGAAGAAAAGGGAAUUUCUUUUAAUAAACAGAAGCUGUUGAAUGAGGAGGGUGGAGUUCUACGAGAUACACAGACUCUUCUUUCUGUGGGAAUCAAGAAAGGUUCUAUCCUAGUCCUUCGAUAUGCACUAAUUACCCAAAUCUCUGUAAAAACGCCUACUGGACAUACUAUAAAGGUAAUGGUAGAGAGUGAUGACACAAUUGCAGAUGUUAAGGCCGCCAUUCAAGAAAAGGAAGGUUUUCGAUUUCAUAAACAAUUGAUAUUCUUUGAUGGAAAACGCCUUGCUGAUCAUCAGCGCCUCGGAAUUAAGAAUGACGAUGUACUGGAUCAUUUAUUACACAUAUGUGGUUGUUGA
Nicotiana tabacum (common tobacco) is the source of this 540-nucleotide messenger RNA. Lineage: Eukaryota; Viridiplantae; Streptophyta; Magnoliopsida; Solanales; Solanaceae. The record is from RefSeq and is a predicted model, not a curated record.